CUGGGGGCGGGGGACCCAGGAAGUCAGGUUUUAUAGUGGGAAGAGCCCGUGUCGCCCUGGACAUGAUACGACUCACUGUGUGACCACACACAAGUUCGGCUGCUCUCUGGUCUUCUUGAAAACAGGAGGAGGGGGUUGGCUCAGCCGUCUCUGGGACAGCCGGGGCCCUUCCAGCCCUAACGUUCUGAGUGUGAUUGUCCUGAGGGGUCUGCCUGCUCUCAGCACCCCCCGUCAGCUGACCCAAGGAUCUUCCUGCUACAUUUUGGCUCCCCCCACCCCAGUCCAGUUUCUCUGGCCUAGGAUGGUUUCUCGGAGUCUGUGUCAGUAUCACAAACACCUACUGCUGCUGCUCUGGGCUGGCCCCGGGACCCAGAGAGUGAUAUGUUGAUUGAUGGGGUUAGUCAUCCUGCCUUCACGAAGCUUCCAGUCGGAAGCGUCUGUCUCCAGGAGUGGAGCUAGGCUCUGUACACAUAUGAGGAUGGCUCAGAUGACCUCAAGCUUGCAGCGUCAGGAGAUGGGGGCUUGCAGGAGCUCUCGGGCCACUUCGAGAACCAGAAGGUGAUGUACGGCUUCUGCAGCGUCAAGGACUCCCAGGCUGCUCUGCCAAAAUACGUGCUCAUCAACUGGGUCGGUGAAGACGUGCCUGAUGCCCGAAAAUGCGCUUGUGCCAGCCACGUGGCUAAGGUGGCUGAGUUCUUCCAGGGUGUGGACGUGAUCGUGAAUGCCAGCAGCGUGGAAGACAUAGAUGCGGGCGCCAUCGGGCAGCGGCUCUCCAACGGGCUGGCCCGGCUCUCCAGCCCCGUGCUACACCGGCUUCGGCUGCGCGAGGAUGAGAACGCUGAGCCGGUGGGCACCACCUAUCAGAAGACUGAUGCAGCUGUGGAGAUGAAGCGGAUCAACCGCGAGCAGUUCUGGGAGCAGGCCAAGAAGGAGGAGGAGCUGAGGAAAGAGGAAGAGCGGAAGAAGGCCCUGGAUGAGAGGCUCAGGUUUGAGCAAGAGCGGAUGGAGCAGGAGCGGCAGGAGCAGGAGGAGCGGGAGCGGCGCUACCGCGAGCGGGAGCAGCAGAUUGAGGAGCACAGGAGGAAACAGCAGACUUUAGAAGCUGAGGAGGCCAAGAGGCGGAUGAAGGAGCAGUCUAUCUUUGGGGACCAGCAGGAUGAGGAAGAGACCCAGUUGAAGAAGUCAGAAUCCGAGGUAGAGGAGGCAGCGGCCAUUAUUGCCCAGCGGCCUGACAACCCACGGGAAUUCUUCAAGCAGCAGGAACGAGUCGCAUCGGCCUCCGCGGGCAGCUGUGACGUGCCCUCACCCUUCAACCACCGACCAGGUCGUCCGUACUGCCCUUUCAUAAAGGCAUCGGACAGUGGGCCUUCCUCCUCCUCCUCCUCCUCCUCCUCCCCUCCACGGACUCCCUUUCCCUAUAUCACCUGUCACCGCACCCCAAACCUCUCUUCCUCCCUCCCAUGUAGCCAUCUGGACAGCCACCGGAGAAUGGCACCCACCCCCAUCCCCACCCGGAGCCCAUCUGACUCCAGCACGGCCUGUACCCCUGUCGCUGAGCAGAUCGAGCGGGCCCUGAAUGAGGUCACGUCCUCACAGCCUCUGCCACUGCGACCACCACCCCCACCAGCCCAAGAGACCCAGGAGCCCAGCCCCGGCCUGGAUGAUGAAGAGACCAGCAAGGAGGCCAGAGUAGCCAGCGCCACGGAGGAGCCCCCUCAGGCACCAGAGUCUCCCCAGGGGCAAGGCAGCGCCAUGGAGGACUUGAUGUUCAUGGUGUCUCCAGAGCAGGCUGUCCUGGCUGUGCCUCUGGGGCCUACCAUGGCUGAUACAGCCACAGCAGACACCCUGGCAGCUGACGCCAUUGAAACCAACACUGCCACUGCUGACACCGCUCUUGCCAACACCGUCACCCCUGACACUGCCAGCCUCAUUGACCUAUGGCCUGGCAAUGGAGAAGGGGCCUCCGCACCCCAGGCUGAGCCGAGGGCCCCCACACCACCCUUGGGUGCCGAGGUCACUCUGGCAGAGGUGCCUCUGCUGGACAAGGUGGCUCAGGAGCCCUUACCGCCAGCAAGUGAAGGCUGUGCCAACCUUCUCAGUUUUGACGAGCUGCCUGAGCCGCCUGCCACCUUCUGUGACCCAGAGGAGGAAGUAGAAGGGGAUCCCCUGGCUGCCCCCCAGGCCCCAACUCUGCCCUCUGCUCUAGAGGAGCUGGAUCAGGAGCUGGAGCCGGAGCCGGAGCCGGAGCCGGAGCCAGAGUCCCACCUGCUGACCAAUGGCGAGACCACCCAGAAGGAGGGAACUCAGGCCAGUGAGGGGUACUUCAGCCAAUCACAGGAGGAGGAGUUCGCCCAAUCGGAAGAGCUGUGUGCAAAGGCUCCGCCUCCUGUGUUCUACAACAAACCUCCAGAAAUCGACAUUACCUGCUGGGAUGCAGACCCAGCACCGGAGGAGGAGGAGGGCUUCGAGGGUGGCGAUUAGCGGCGGUGCCCACCCUCAGGCUGCCCUCGCCAAGGCCGCCCACCUGCGCCGGCCUCUGGCCAGACGGCCCGCAGCGCCUGCACACGCAGCAGCUCCGCCUGGCACCCACUCUGGAUUCCGGCCCUGGCAGGGGACUUUGCCGCUUCCCUACCCACGGGGCCCGACUUUUACAGCUUUUCUCUCUCUUUUUUUAAAGGUUGAUAGGAGACUUGUACAGUUGACUGGUUUUCCUCCUGUUGGUAGUUGAGACGCUGUUGCCAAUUCCACCCCCUCCCCACCCGGUCCAGAUUGUAGCUCUUAGUCCUCCCUGCUCACUCAGCUGGCAGGGGUGGAGGCCUCACCCUGCUUGGGGCCUGGCGUGGGGGGAGCUCUGGAAGGAAAAUGUCCCCCCCCCCAUCUCUUUUCCUAGUUUUCUGUUUCUUGGAAAAAUAUCACUUUGUAUUCUCUGUCCAGGGCUUCAGAUAUUUUGCACGAAUUUUAAAACAUGGCAAUAAAUGGCUCGUGGGCUCUGGCUCCCUGGGACCCCUUCCCCGCCCUUCUCUUUACCCCUCCCCGCCUGGCCCAAAGGAAGUAGCAGGCCCAGCUGGGGCCCUUUAGCUUCCCUGCCCUUUCCUGCCCCCUCCUGCUGGGCAGGUCCCAGGCCGGAGGCCCUAGACACGAUUCAGGUCUGGGCUGUGGGUGGGCUGGGGCUUGACUGGCCCUCCCAACUCCUCCCUCUUUGCUUGGGUUCCUUUUUCACGUUCAGUAACUGUUUUUUGGAAAGCACAAACUUCUGUAACGGGUCGUGCUCAUGUCUGUUAAUAAAGAAAUCCCAAUCCCUU
This is a messenger RNA of Ceratotherium simum simum (southern white rhinoceros), 3302 nucleotides long. Lineage: Eukaryota; Metazoa; Chordata; Mammalia; Perissodactyla; Rhinocerotidae. The record is from RefSeq and is a predicted model, not a curated record.